CACUGUUCGGGGUAGAGUUGGAGUUAGAGAGAGAGAGAGUGUGUGAGAGAAUGAGAGUGAGAGAGCGUGAGAGAGAAACAGAGAGAAAGAGAGCGAGAGAGAGAGUUGAUUGUGGUGUGAGCUGUGUAGGCCUACUGAGGAGGCGGAACUAGUGUACUAGGCCAUCAGAAGUGACUGCUGGUUCCCGAUGGCUGCUCCUCCCAGUACCGUAAAUUCAAAAACUUUAUUCCUUUACCUCACUGUAUAUUACUGCCAUCUCACAGUCUCCUAGACGGUCUGUGGCUGUGAGUUUUUGGUUUCCUUUUCUUUCUUGCUGUUUUAAAUUGUUAUUUUUUUUAGCGAACUUUUAAAACAGUAUCAGGAACUCUGACUGUCUCGAGCUCGAGGCGGUGCGUCCUCACAGAAAGAGUUGUGCUCGCGCGAGGAAACUUUUUAACAGGACAUAUGAGGCUUCACCGCUCAGCUGGACUCAAACCGGCAUCAUGACACGGCAUUCGUUAAGAAUACUCCUCUCUGUGACUCUCAUGAGAUUGUGUCUUCUUAAUCAUAGCAUACUUCCAGCACAAGGGGAAGGUAUAGGUGCUGUUGCCAGCCUCACUGUCUCUAACAAAACCACAUCAUCUGUGUCUCUAACCUGGAAUGAGCCACCUGGGAACAGGUCGUACUUUACAGUAAAUUGGACUGGUGGCAGUGUGAAUAACAGAAGUAACACUUCAAACAUGUCUUACACUGUCACUGGUCUGACUGCUGGAGUGAACUACACAUUCACUGUUACUGCAGUUGCUGCAGAUGGAACUACAGGAACACCAACUCAAAUCUCAGCAUUCACAAGUAAGACUUGUACAUGCAGAUAAUGUUAUUCUGUAACACAUUUAAUAAUUGAAAUGAUUUCUCUGCAUAUUGUAUAUUUUUGGAAUCUACUGUAUGUGAGCGUUGGUGUCUCCUAGCUGGUGCUGAUUUGAACACUAGUUAAAAUAGAAGCUUGUUUGAAGCUAAAAGAUGCUUUGUGUAACUUUCUGUGUGAAUUGGUGUUCAGUAACUAUGACUGAAUUGUUUGUUCUUGUACAGAGAAAAUAACAAAGUCUGUUGUAUUUAGUUUGUAUUUGUGCAAAAAAGCCUAUUAAUAUUGAAGUGGAGUGACAAAAAUAGUGAAUAUCCAUGAAUCUGGGUUGUAAGAAAUUGGAGAAGAAAUCUAAGGCUGUGUGUCAGACAUCCAACUGUGUCAGCAAAUUUUGCAAGUCACACCCUAUGCACAGCAUGUUAGUGUAUGACCACAAAAAUAGUUUUAUAUG
This is a messenger RNA of Ictalurus furcatus (blue catfish), 1292 nucleotides long. RefSeq names its product poly(3-hydroxybutyrate) depolymerase-like. The transcript is spliced from 3 exons. Lineage: Eukaryota; Metazoa; Chordata; Actinopteri; Siluriformes; Ictaluridae. The record is from RefSeq and is a predicted model, not a curated record. Bases 483 to 854 code for a protein of 123 amino acids. Gene Ontology annotation, molecular function: protein binding.